Messenger RNA from Vigna unguiculata (cowpea), 1207 nucleotides. RefSeq names its product folate transporter 1, chloroplastic-like. NCBI's taxonomy places the organism in Eukaryota, Viridiplantae, Streptophyta, Magnoliopsida, Fabales, Fabaceae. The record is from RefSeq and is a predicted model, not a curated record. Gene Ontology annotation, biological process: nucleotide transport; transmembrane transport.
UGUUGGUUGAAAGAGAGAAGCUCUAACAAACAAAAUCCAGAUACAGUUGAGUGUAGCAGUCACAGUCAAUACAACUCUGAAUCUGAAGUUUUCCAUACUAUAUAAAUGUCAACGGAAGCGCCCAAGCGCCAUAAAUGGCAGUGGGAGAACGCCACCGCGGGCGCCGCCGCCGGAUUCGCCACCGUUGCCGUUAUGUAUCCCCUCGAUGUUGUCCGCACUAGGUUCCAAGUUAACGAUGGUCGAGUCUCUCAUCUUCCCAGUUACAAGAACACCGCUCACGCCGUUUUGACCAUUGCUCGCUCCGAGGGAUUAAGAGGGUUAUAUGCAGGCUUUCUUCCUGGGACUCUCGGAUCCACUAUUUCGUGGGGCUUAUAUUUCUUUUUCUAUGAUAAAGCCAAACAAAGAUAUGCAAGGAGUGGGGAGGGAAAAUUGAGUCCAGGUCUUCAUCUUGCCUCAGCUGCUGAAGCAGGAGGUUUGGUUUGCCUGUGUACAAAUCCUGUUUGGCUUGUAAAGACAAGAUUGCAGCUUCAAAGUCCGCUUCAUCAGACGCAACCAUACUCUGGGCUUUUUGAUGCUUUUAGGACCAUAACGAGGGAAGAGGGAUUUAGUGCACUUUACAGAGGCAUUGUUCCUGGUCUAUUGCUGGUGUCUCAUGGUGCUAUUCAGUUUACAGCAUACGAGGAGCUCCGUAAAGUUAUUAUUGAUUUUAAGAGUAAGAGAAGUACAUUCCAUAAUCAAAAUCCUGAUAAAUUGUUGAAUUCUGUUGAUUAUGCUGUUCUUGGAGCAACAUCAAAACUGGCUGCAAUACUGCUAACCUAUCCAUUUCAGGUUAUGCGGUCUCGCUUGCAGCAACGACCUAGUGGUGAUGGGGUCCCAAGAUAUAUGGAUACUUGGCAUGUUGUGAAAGAAACUGCACGAUUUGAAGGUAUCCGGGGCUUUUACAAAGGAAUUACCGCAAACCUCUUGAAAAAUGCUCCUGCUUCUUCAAUAACAUUUAUUGUUUAUGAAAAUGUUUUAAAAUUGCUUAAACCGACAAUAAGGAAUGACUGAGUAUUUCAUUUUCCAUCAGGAUUUUCCUUUAUCCUUAUUGUUGUUUAAUAUCCUCUUAUUUGAUAUUUGUAGCAAUGGGUAUCUAUCAUUUUUCCUAUCACUUUUUCAUGAUGGGAUUCUACAGAGUAACAAAUAGAUGCAAUUUCCAGAGAUAAAA